Messenger RNA from Coregonus sp. 'balchen', 2421 nucleotides. The record is from the annotation of a GenBank genome assembly. Lineage: Eukaryota; Metazoa; Chordata; Actinopteri; Salmoniformes; Salmonidae.
GUCUAGCCUAUGGGCAAAUAAGAGACCUUUGUGGCAAGACUGCACACGAAAAUGGGCGUGAAUGCUGUUCAGUAGCCUACUCCUGACCUGAAGCCAGCUAACGCUUCAACGGUAAGUCCCAAAAUAGCAUGGGCAGGGCGGCCUUGGAAAUAUUUAGCUACCAUGAACUGCUGCGAUGGCGACAGAUCCACCCAUAACGCAACAAAUAACGAAGAAUCAUCGAGAGAUCAAGAGACCACCCGUAAAUGUUCGUCUUGAGGAUGUGGAGGACUGUUUGAUUUAUGACCGAAAUGGCGUCUCAACUCCCUUCAAAGAGUUAUACCAAGACAGGAAAUCAGUCGUUAUUUUUGUACGGGUAGGAAAUAUUAGGCUACUUUACGGUUUAUUCACUUUAAACUUUACGAAACAUUUAGACUAACCUACAUAGCCUACAUUCAGAAGUGUUUAUGGCGUUGGGUCUAGGUUUUCAAAUUAUAAACCUUAUCUAUUGAUCUAAUAAUUGAAAAAGCAACUUCGUGCUUCUGACAGCGCUGCGCAGGCAGCAAAGUAGCCUAGCUAGCCUACUGUUCGGCGUAGUCAGACUAGACAGAUUUGGGGGACACGACAUGCACAGGUGUUCACUGUUCAAAGAGGGGGAGACUAUUAUUAAAAUGAAUAACAGCAGACAAGCUUCAAAUUCAUAAACAAACUCUGUAUUUCGACAGAAUUUCUUGUGCCACACCUGCAAAGAAUAUGUGGAUGAUUUGAGCAGAAUACCAGGGGAAGUUCUGAAGGUGAGUGAUGAAGUGUUGUCUUUUCUUAAUCUAGGCUGUUUUUCCUUUGACGUUUUCAAUUUUAAUAGGGAAACGUUUCCAACUGCUACUUUUUUCAGUCUGUAACUGUCUUUAUUGAAAACCAUUUGCAGCAUUAGAUAAAGUAUAAUUUUAAUCUAGUCACUUUAAUUCAUGAUUACAUACUGUUUACCCACUAUUCCGGACUCUGACAUUGCACGUUCUGAUAUUUCUUAAUUUCUUUCUUUUUACUUUUUGGAUUAUGUGCGUAUUGUUUUUGUAUUGCUAGGUAUUAGGCCUAUUACUGCACUGUUGGAGCUAGAAACACAAGCAUUUCGCUGCACCUGCGUUAACAUCUGCACAUCUGUGAAUGUAACCAAUAAACUUUUAUUUGAUUUUAGUGACAAAUGUGACAAAGCUACAAAAUAGGCUAUAACUUGUUGUCUAACUUGAUGAAUCUUUUCAUAUAUUCAAUGUAGGAAGCUGGUCUCAGACUGGUUGUUAUCGGACAAUCAUCUCAUCAUCAUAUUGAGGUAGGCAUAUUCAAUGUAUCAUUCUGCAAUUAUGUCAAUGUCAAUAAUACUUGUAAGCUUGUUAUUUGUUGUUUGAUGUGUUGUUGUGCCGUGUCUGAUGUGUGUUUUCUCUGUGUGAUGUAGUCGUUCUGCUCACUGACUGGCUACCCACAUGACAUGUACGUCGACCCAGAGAGAUGCAUAUACAAAAGACUGGGGAUGAGGAGAGGAGAGAUGUCUGUGGAAUCAGGUAAGACAUUCAUUCAGGCUUUUGUUGUAUACCUGAAAUAGCAAUAGCCUACUCUACAUAAAAGCUGUAAUGAAAUUAAACAUAAAAAACUGUCUGUCUAGCCCACCCUAGCCCUCAUGUGAAGUCAGGUAUGCUCGUGGGCCAUAUGAAGAGCAUGUGGAGGGCCAUGACCAGCCCUAUAUUUGACUUCCAGGGAGAUCCUCGACAGCAGGGUGGAGCCAUCAUCAUUGGCCCAGGUAACUGCAUUGUGCUAUUGCAGUGUUGUUGAUAGUAUUAGCUAUAGCUUACAAAUAGCCUACCUUAGUGCAUGUGAUUCACAUCUUGGGAUAUUCCAUAGGGUUUAUGCACAGUGGUAUAUCACUUUUCAUUCUUCAAGUGGUCUAAAAUUUUGUUGGGUCAGUAUCCAAAAUGGCAUCUGUUGUGAAGAUACUGCUCUGUCUAUUAGUGUGUAAAUCUGUCAUUCUGCGCAGGCUCUGAGGUCCAUUUUGCCCAUUUGGAUAUGAACCGGCUGGACCACAUGCCCAUCAACUGGUUGCUACAGCUGGCCGGAGUACAACACACCCUGGACCUCAGUGAUAAGCCAAAGAUCAUUGUCGUGUAGCCCACUUGCUUUGUUUUUGUGUCGUGAUGAAAAACAUUUAAUCUAAAAAAAAGUACAUUUUUUGUUUUCAAUACAAAAAACAGUCAGCCACCCAGGCUUGACACCAUGUUGGAGAUGCAUGCUUAAUUGUCUGUUUAUAAUCAUGUACAUAAAUAAUACUUACUUUUUCACUGCUGCAUCUUAGUCAUAAUUGUCAUAAUUCAACAGUUGACCAAUAGGCUUAGGCUACACAUCACCCCAUCAGACAUCAAGUCCUCUACACAUUCAUUCUACAUCAUUCUCUAAAAC